GUGUGGACCUAUGGUGCUUGAUGCUCUGAUCAAGAUUAAAAAUGAAUUGGACUCUACUCUGACCUUUCGCAGGUCCUGCAGGGAAGGCAUCUGUGGCUCCUGUGCUAUGAACAUUGCUGGUGGGAACACCCUGGCCUGUAUCAAAAAAAUUGACACUGAUGUGAACAAGGUCACAAAAAUCUACCCUCUGCCCCACAUGUAUGUGGUGAAGGACCUCGUCCCGGACUUGAGUAACUUCUAUGCACAGUACAAAUCCAUUGAGCCUUACCUGAAGAAGAAGGAUGGAUCAAAAGAGGGCAAGCAGCAGUACCUGCAGUCCAUAGAAGACCGUCAGAAACUGGACGGGCUCUACGAGUGCAUCCUGUGUGCCUGCUGCAGCACCAGCUGUCCCAGUUACUGGUGGAAUGGGGACAAGUACCUGGGCCCUGCAGUCCUGAUGCAGGCCUAUCGCUGGAUGAUCGACUCCAGGGAUGACUACACAGAGGAGCGUCUGGCCCAGCUGCAGGAUCCCUUUUCUCUCUACCGCUGUCACACCAUCAUGAAUUGCACAAGGACCUGCCCCAAGGGUCUGAACCCUGGGAAAGCCAUUGCUGAGAUCAAGAAGAUGAUGGCAACAUACAAACAGAAGGCAACAGCUGCAUAAUGCUGCUCCCUGGCAGGACCUGGAACACCCAAACAUCCUUCAUCUGGGGGUGAUUUACA
Acanthisitta chloris (rifleman) is the source of this 702-nucleotide messenger RNA. RefSeq names its product succinate dehydrogenase complex, subunit B, iron sulfur (Ip) (gene SDHB). Gene Ontology annotation, cellular component: mitochondrial membrane. Gene Ontology annotation, molecular function: 2 iron, 2 sulfur cluster binding; electron transfer activity. The transcript is spliced from 6 exons. NCBI's taxonomy places the organism in Eukaryota, Metazoa, Chordata, Aves, Passeriformes, Acanthisittidae. The record is from RefSeq and is a predicted model, not a curated record. Gene Ontology annotation, biological process: aerobic respiration; tricarboxylic acid cycle; respiratory electron transport chain. The annotation marks the transcript as partial.